Letharia lupina is the source of this 2037-nucleotide messenger RNA. RefSeq lists its product as uncharacterized. The transcript is spliced from 2 exons. Bases 1 to 2037 code for a protein of 678 amino acids. The record is from RefSeq and is a predicted model, not a curated record. NCBI's taxonomy places the organism in Eukaryota, Fungi, Ascomycota, Lecanoromycetes, Lecanorales, Parmeliaceae.
AUGACCGACCCUGUCACGAUCCUGGGGACUGUUGCCGGAGUUGCAUCACUGGCUAUACAACUCACUCAGAUCUUGCACGACUACUGCAAGGGUGUCUCUGACUCUGGAAGUGAUGUUCAAGGGCUCCUUGCCGAUACACAACAGCUUAGUCAAGUCCUCACCAAAUUGGAGGAUCUUGUCAGAAAUGACUCCUUGAAGCUAUCCCAGUCAUUCACGACCACAACGACCUUGUACCUUGCCAAUGUUCGCUGCGGAGCAAGACUCCGCUCUCUCCUCGCCGACUUGAAAAAACAUUCGCAGGGAUCGCAGGCUCGCCAAGCGCUCAAGGCGUUGAAAUGGCCAUUCAAAACGCGAGAAACGCGGAAUAUUUCGGCAGAGCUUCAUGGAUACACCCAGACGUUCCAAUUUGCUCUUACCCUUGACGGCUGUGAAAUCCUGUUGAAGACCUCUGGAGAUGUCUCUAAAAUUCUCCAGAACUCACUUCGCUCCGCAACCAUCACAGAGGAGAGUGCAGAAAAUAUCGGUCUGAUUCUGACGAUUGUCACACCACUACCUGAGGUGACGCUAGCCAUACAAGAGGAUGUGAAAAUUCUGAUUGAUGAGAACAUCUUGAAAUGGCUAGGUGCAACAGACACAAGCGCGAAGCACCAGACGGUCAAGAGGAGGCGAUCACCAAAUACUGGGCAAUGGAUAUUUCAGGACAAAUGCUAUAAGCAAUGGGAAAACGAUGUGUCACCUGUCUUGUGGGCGCAGGGUAAACCUGGCGCAGGCAAAUCUACUUUGAUGUCCUGCAUUGUCGAUAAGCUCAAAGCUGAUGCUGGCCGCGGCGAAGGCGUGGCUUCUUUCUACUGCGAUUAUUCGCAGACGUCAGACGUGCAGACACCCGAAGCGAUCUUAGCAAGCUUUUCAUAUCAACUCCUCCGACGGCUUGACUCUAUUCCCGUCGAAGUAGAUUCCAUCUACCACCGUCAUCGCAGAGAAAACACCAGACCAGAUCUCAACGAACAUGUUGAGAUACUCAAACACAUUUCGACGGCGUUCUCCAAAGUAUGGCUGCUUAUCGAUGCCCUUGACGAAUUUGAUCCAGAUUGUAGAGACGAUCUGGCGAGGGUCAUCGAGACUUUGAUGACUUUCACCAAAGUACUAGUCACUAGUCGCCCACAAUCCAUCGAUAGCGAGAACCUCGAAGGUCACACUCUGCGCUGUACAAUCUCCGCCCAAGACGAGGACUUGAAAGUCUUCAUCGAGAGCAGGAUGGCCACCGCCUCCCGAGGCAUCCGCGAGAGUCCUGGAUGGAACGUUUUCGUCAGCGAUGCACAGGAAAAGCUCGUCACGCUGGCAGAUGGAAUGUUCAUACUUGUGUCUCUCCAAUUGGAUAUGCUAUUAAGACUACACACAGUGACAGAAAUGAGAAGGGCCCUCGAAACCAUACCCGACAAACUGGAUGACUUCUACAAAAUCACACUAGACCGCAUCAGAGCUGGAAAGUCAGAUAAACCACUCAAGAUUCUUGCCUGGCUAGUAACGUCUCGCCUACCCAUCACUGUUGGAGCAUUACGGGAAGCGCUUGCCGUUGAAGAUAGUACAACGUUCAUCGACCCGAAUGCGAUGAUUCCUGAAGAUGAUAUAGUACCAAUGUGUUGCGGCCUGGUCUUAAUCCAUGUGGACUCCUACACCGGUGCCAGGAAACUCUCACUAGCUCACGCAACUGUGCAUGAAUAUCUAUCCAAGAACCUGGAAAUGGUCCAUGGCUUUGACCGCAUCAUAGCGAAGGCAUGCGUGAGAUUUCUAGAUCUUUUAGAUUCCUCCACCAAAAGGGAACUCGACUUUGAUAGGCACCCAUUUUUUUUCUAUGCCAUCCUCAUAAGUAACUCUAGUAAAUGCGAUAUCGGGAGAUUUGUCCCUCCGGUCAAGCUCAGGGCCAAGCUGUUGUCUGAUGGUGCCCAUCUGAAGACCAACCGUGGUACACCCUUUUGCGCCGGCCCGGAGGUAGUCAUCCAACAACCGCGCUUUUGUACGAAUCCCGGCGGAGACUAG